Penicillium paradoxum is the source of this 840-nucleotide messenger RNA. Its product is annotated as LYR motif-containing protein. The record is from RefSeq and is a predicted model, not a curated record. The coding region runs from base 1 to 840 and encodes 279 amino acids. The transcript has 3 exons. Lineage: Eukaryota; Fungi; Ascomycota; Eurotiomycetes; Eurotiales; Aspergillaceae.
AUGCAUAAAGUACUAGUGCCGAGGAUUUCUGGUGCUCAUCGAUUUGCCUGUUUGGCGCUUUAUCGUGCACUUUUGCGACAAUGCCGUCCUUUAAAUGCAGAUGCUCCAUGGAUUGAUGAAUCCAGACCGCUUGUCCGACAAAAUUUCCAAAAAUUCAAGAAUUUACAAAGCCCUUCCCAAACUGCAAAUGCCUUAAAGGCAGGGUACGAGGCUUUGGAUCUCCUCUCUUCUGCCCAUACCAAUCAACGUGAUGCCAACCGGAUCAUAACCCUCGUCGCUCGAGCUAGGUCACAGAGAGAGAAAUACGCUGCAAUGCAAAAGAGGGUUCGGCCAGCAACGCCCCCUCCCAAACCUCUUACACCUCGGCAGGUUCGAAAGGAACAGUCAAUUCGUUUUCAGGAAGAAACUUCUCGGCGACACCCAGACGCUACCUCGGUUCUAGACCGACCCCGGCCGCUAGGUGACAAGAAACGGAAUGUCCCAGUCCUCGUCAAUGCACGCGGUCUACCGUUCUUGCGCUACAAAAAGCCGCAGCCAAGAAACGUUAGCAGUGUCAUACGAACAAAGCUUGGGCGUCGUUGGAACUGGAUUGAACGACGGGAGGAUCUGAAACUCCAAUUACUUUUCGCCAAAGACGAAGAGGAUUGGGAUCGCCUCACUAAGACAAGGGAGCCGUCUACUUGGUGUGAACACCUUGAAAGGGGCCUCUCCGAUGUCAAUACAAAAAUAGCACACUUUGACAUGCAUGCUAAAACACUUGCAGAGAACAUGUGGAAAAUUGUCCUGGCUGAAAAAGCUCUGGCAGAAGAAGAAGCAACUCAAAAGCAGCCAAAGCAGUGA